Molecule: messenger RNA, 2864 nt
Organism: Cylas formicarius (sweet potato weevil)
Lineage: Eukaryota; Metazoa; Arthropoda; Insecta; Coleoptera; Brentidae
Product: polygalacturonase-like
Exons: 5
Coding region: 695-1801 (368 amino acids)
Biological process (GO): pectin catabolic process
Cellular component (GO): extracellular region
Molecular function (GO): polygalacturonase activity
Source: RefSeq, a predicted model, not a curated record
UGUCGGUUGGUCACUACAAAAAAUGAAGCACGAAUUUGGUCUUAGAGCAAGGUGGAUUUCGCCUUCGGCCUUGGGGACAUCAGAGACAAAAAAAAUGCUCGAUUAGGAUAGAAGAAUGAAGUCUUGUAAUAUUUUACUACCUCAUCUAUGUUUGCACUACCGGGACGCCCAAAAAAAUAUAAUAGGGGCGGUCAUGUGUGACUAAUUGAUCUGAGUCCGUGGUAUCGGAAAAUAUUAUCAGUGAAGUAGAAGAAAUGGAAAAUGCACAUAUACGAGGAGUGUUCAAAAAGUGUGGUGACUUUUAAAUGUCAUCAAAAAGUAUUGAAAAUUAAUAUUGUCCCCUUCAAAGUAAUUACCCAGAUAUAAUACACUUGAGCCAACGUUUUUUCCAAUCCUCGAAGCACUUCCUGUUAGCCUUGAGUCCUUCCAGCGAUUUUUUCUUUAUCUCGUCAUCGGCGUCUUCUCGGCCAUCUUUGAAUAGCCUAGAAAAUUUUUUUUGCUGGGGAGGGUCUGUCGAAAACCAACACGAUGAAGAUGGAGGCAGACUAGGAUGUUCGGCUCUUUCCCCCAUUAUACGAGUGGAUACUGACAUGCGUGUCUGGAAAACAUUUUUAAGUGGCAAAAUUAUCGCAAAUAAAAGCGCGCGUGUCAUAUUCGUAUCGUCUAAUCGUCCCGAAAUUUUCUUGGCGAUAAAAUGGCGACAAUCUACGCGAUUAUAUUGCUACUAAAUUUCGUUUUCCUAAGUCACCAACAACAACAGUGCGUCAUAUCUAAAUACGAAGAUGUGGAUUCCGUGGUCUCCAGCUGCACCGACAUCGCCGUGGACGACCUCAUCGUACCUGCUGGAAAGGCCCUAACACUAGACCUACAGGAAGGCACCAAGCUUACACUAAGGGGAAACAUCUCGUUUGAAUUUGAUUAUUGGGCGGGACCAGUGCUCUUGAUUUCUGGAAGCUCCCUGACAGUAGUCGGAGAACCGGGUUCCAUUUACGAUGGGCUGGGAGCACGCUACUGGGACGGCCAAGGUUCAUGGGGUACUUUCAUAAAACCGAAGAUGAUGCGUAUUGAAGCUCAAGACAGCGUGUUCGCAAAUAUAGCUCUGCUAAACUGUCCUAUCGCAUGCACUAGCAUAUCUAAUUCGAAUAACAUCACAAUUACCAACUGGAACGUGGACAUCUCCAUAGCGGACGAGGACGUAGCACCACCGAAUAAGUUUGGCCACAACACCGACGGAUUUCAAAUUUCCAACUCGUCUUUCGUAACUAUACAGAAUUCGAUCAUUUACAAUCAGGACGAUUGUGUAGUGGUCAAUUCAGGGUCCGACAUCCUAGUAGAGAAUCUAUUUUGCCACGGCAGCCACGGCCUAAGUCUAUCGGUGGGCUUUUCCAACGACAGUUUUGUUAAAAAUUCGGUAGACAACGUAACGGUAAGAAACUCCACUCUCGUCAACGGCGAAAAUGCGAUCCACAUUAAAACGCAUACCAACGCCGGACAGGGACUCAUAAGCAACAUACUUUACGAGGAUAUUACGUUUGAAGGUCCGAUUUUGUUCGGCAUCAACGUCCAGCAAAACUACGUAAAUACUCCUGCCAACGAAACGGUCAAGCCCGCGCCAGUGGGCAACAUUCCAAUAGUCAACUUAACGCUCAGCAAUAUUGCAGGAAGCGUUCCUGCGGAAGCAGUGCCGGUCUACAUUUCCUGCGCAGAAGGGGCGUGUCUGAAUUGGAGUUGGAGCAACGUGAACGUUACAGGCGCCGAACCCAGCGAUUGCAACUUUGAUCCAGUUGGUUACAAAUGCUAGAAACGCUUUGUUUAGCGGGUUCACGCGAUCACUCAGCCGUUUUAAUUUUAUUUGUUCCGAUUUUAUUAAUUAAAAAAGCGUUAGUUUGACCAAGAAUGCAGUUUUAUUUGUGAAGUAUUUUAGUUUUACCUUAUAGGCUCUUUCAUUGGUGAGUUUACGGGGGAAAACCGAAUAUUUUUGGAAAUCAAAGUCAAAAUUGUCAAACUUGACAAUCAAUGCUAAGAGAAAAAUACGUUACCCAGUGUCCAGCACUGAUUUCAAGUGUUCGCUUAUGCAUCGAGAGUAAUGGUCAACUUGAGCAGUUGUUAAAAUAAUAAUUUUUGUUAGUGUUCCGAUAACAUAAGUUCAAUUCCAUUUUUUAAGAUAAAGGCUUUUGCUUAGAAAACAAAGCGGAUAGCUAAAAGAAACGUAAUAUGGUUUUAAAGGGAAUUUACGUCACAAGAGGGCACUCGAUACCUUUCGAGGUUAUUUAACAAAAUUUGUAUGUAAUGGUAACUUUUGGUCUAUAGUAAUUAAAAAUAUUAAAAAAUAUAGCGUGUUACAUGAAAAAAAGCUUUGAUAUGUACUUUUUUUAGGUAUAUUUCAUUCAUUCCUGUUUUCCUCCAAAGAAUUCAAAAAUACCUUCAUAUACAAAGUGUUCUAUUUAAAAUAUGAAAGUUUUUACUUUGUACGCGAAUACACACACAUCCAACAAUAUAAUUUGCAAAAUAAAAAUGAACCUAAACAGCUUCUUCACAAGUUUUCUUUCAUAUUUAUGCUUUAAACUUGUUUGUGCUAUUUAUAAUUAUGCAAAAUUAAUCAUUUUAUAUAUCUAAAUACCGAUUCGACACCGGUUUGUGAUUUCAUUCGAGAAUACCACCCUAAAUCUUUAUUUCAAAAAAUAAAUCCUAGCCAUUCAACCCUUAUCAAAAAUAUUACAGCUCAAUAGGACAAAAGCAUUAACGGAUAUUGAAUUUCCAUUCGUUCAAAGUGACGAUUGCGUUUAUUUACCUGGAUGGCAGAUACAUACAUACAGAUAUAUAUAUAUAUAUAUAUAUAUAUAUAUAUAUAUAUAUAUAUAUAU